AUGCGAGUCCUCGCGCUGGCAAGCAUAGUGCCCCACGUUGAGAACAUAAAGAGUAGUGCCACAUCCUUUAUUCACUUGUGCCUUUCAGCCACUGACCGAAAAGAUCAAAAUCGACCCGGGAAACUAGGGCAGUUGCCUGGAUCCUGUUUUCGCAUCGGGAACCUCAAAAGUUGGACUGCCAAAUUCCUCUGA
Molecule: messenger RNA, 192 nt
Organism: Opisthorchis viverrini
Lineage: Eukaryota; Metazoa; Platyhelminthes; Trematoda; Opisthorchiida; Opisthorchiidae
Exons: 3
Coding region: 1-192 (63 amino acids)
Source: RefSeq, a predicted model, not a curated record